Molecule: messenger RNA, 1847 nt
Organism: Ceratotherium simum simum (southern white rhinoceros)
Lineage: Eukaryota; Metazoa; Chordata; Mammalia; Perissodactyla; Rhinocerotidae
Source: RefSeq, a predicted model, not a curated record
CAGGGCUGACCCGGGCUUCUGCGCCCUGCAGACAUGUCCUUCCGCAAAGUGGUUCGGCAGAGCAAAUUCCGGCAUGUGUUCGGGCAGCCGGUCAAGAAUGACCAGUGCUAUGAGGACAUUCGAGUAUCCCGUGUCACCUGGGACAGCACCUUCUGCGCAGUCAACCCCAAGUUCCUUGCAGUGAUUGUGGAGGCCAGCGGUGGGGGCGCCUUCCUGGUGCUCCCCCUAAGCAAGACGGGCCGCAUUGACAAGGCCUACCCGACAGUGUGUGGACACACAGGGCCUGUCCUGGACAUUGACUGGUGUCCCCACAAUGACGAAGUCAUCGCUAGCGGCUCGGAGGACUGCACAGUCAUGGUAUGGCAGAUCCCGGAGAACGGGCUGGCCGCCCCGCUGACAGAGCCGGUGGUGGUGCUGGAGGGGCACACCAAGCGAGUGGGCAUCAUCACCUGGCACCCGACGGCCCGCAACGUGCUGCUCAGCGCAGGCUGCGACAACGUGGUGCUCAUCUGGAACGUGGGCACGGCGGAGGAGCUGUACCGCCUGGACAGCCUGCACCCCGACCUCAUCUACAACGUCAGCUGGAACCGCAGCGGCAGCCUCUUCUGCUCCGCGUGCAAGGACAAGAGCGUGCGCAUCAUCGACCCCCGCCGGGGCACCCUGGUGGCGGAGCGGGAGAAGGCUCACGAGGGGGCCCGGCCCAUGCGCGCCAUCUUCCUGGCAGAUGGCAAGGUGUUCACCACAGGCUUCAGUCGCAUGAGCGAGCGGCAGCUGGCACUCUGGGACCCAGAAAACCUCAAGGAGCCCAUGGCCCUGCAGGAGCUGGACUCGAGCAACGGGGCCCUGCUGCCCUUCUAUGACCCUGACACCAGCGUGGUCUACGUCUGCGGCAAGGGUGAUUCCAGCAUCCGGUACUUUGAGAUCACAAACGAGCCCCCCUACAUCCACUUCCUGAACACAUUUACCAGCAAAGAGCCCCAGAGGGGCAUGGGCAGCAUGCCCAAGAGGGGCCUGGAGGUCAGCAAGUGCGAGAUCGCCCGGUUCUACAAACUGCACGAGCGCAAGUGUGAGCCCAUUGUCAUGACUGUGCCAAGAAAGUCGGACCUCUUCCAGGACGACCUGUACCCCGACACGGCCGGGCCCGAGGCGGCCCUGGAGGCGGAGGAGUGGGUGAGCGGGCGGGACGCCGACCCCAUCCUCAUCUCCCUGCGGGAGGCCUACGUGCCCAGCAAACAGCGGGACCUGAAGGUCAGCCGGCGCAACGUGUUAUCUGACAGCCGGCCCACUGUGGCUCCUGGCUCCACCCGCCCAGGGGCCUCCACAUCUGCAGCCUCCACCAUCGCUACCACCCCCAGCAGCAGCCUCGCAGGAGCCAGGGAUGCUGGGAAGCUGGAGGAGGUGAUGCAGGAGCUGCAGACCCUGAGAACGCUGGUCAAGGAACAGGGGGAGCGCAUUGGGCGCCUGGAGGAGCAGCUCGGCCGCAUGGAGAACGGGGAUGCAUAGGACCACAGGCCCGGUGGAUACCACUCCCCCUCACCUCCAUCCCCCCAUUCACUCAGCCUCUGCUGGCAGGUCACUCCUCGGGCUGGCCGCCCCCUGCCCCCACCGAGGGCCUCUGGGGCAGGCUCAGGGGCCAGUCCACACCCUGACCCAUCCUGUGGGCCCAGGCUGGAGCUGCUGCCUGGCUUUUGUCAUUGUUACUGUGGAGGAGUUUUGUACCGAGGCAAGCUUAUACUCUGAGGGACCAUCUCCCCCACCCCACCCAGCCCCCGGCUCCCUCCCUGGAGGAAGCCGGAGGGAUGGGCUCUAUAUUUUCAUUCCAAAUAAAAUUCUCUUUCUAAAAGCCA